Messenger RNA from Sorex araneus (European shrew), 1826 nucleotides. RefSeq names its product SH3 domain binding glutamate rich protein like 2 (gene SH3BGRL2). NCBI's taxonomy places the organism in Eukaryota, Metazoa, Chordata, Mammalia, Eulipotyphla, Soricidae. Gene Ontology annotation, cellular component: cytoplasm. The coding region runs from base 1 to 819 and encodes 272 amino acids. The transcript is spliced from 5 exons. The record is from RefSeq and is a predicted model, not a curated record.
AUGAUUGCAUCUUUUCCCAUUACUAUAAAAAGGACUAAUUACUACAGGAAUAACAGGAAAGACUACAAAAUUGAAAUAUUCAAAAUUCUCCUUCAAAAUGCUCCAAAAUGUUUCCCCUUCUCCCCUCUCCCUUCUCCUCCUGGCCCGGUUCACUCUGCUUCUCUUCCCUCCCCCUCUCCUUCCCCACUCCCUCCCCUCCUCUGGCCACGGUCCCGCAGCCACUCCGGUCGGGGACGGGCGGAGACUACAACUCCCGUCGCGCCCCGCGGCCGCCGCCUCCUGAGUCCCCGCCCCGUCUCCCGCGGCUUUUAUCGGAGCACCGGGCUGGCGCGAGCGGGUGCCCAGACCAUCCCGGGCGGGAGCCAGCCGGUGCCCGCGACCCUCCGCGGCGGGAGCGUUCUGCCGGGCGGCGCCGCUCAGCGCCGUUGGACCUCUGCGAUCGCGCCCGCUGGGAGCCGGGGGAAGACCGCCCGUGUGUCGCGGCGCGGCCACAGGAUGGUCAUCCGCGUGUUCAUCGCGUCCUCCUCGGGCUUCGUGGCGAUAAAGAAGAAGCAACAGGAUGUGGUUAGAUUUCUGGAAGCCAACAAGAUAGAAUUUGAAGAGGUGGAUAUCACAAUGUCUGAGGAGCAGAGGCAGUGGAUGUACAAAAACAUCCCUGCCGAAAAGAAGCCUGCUCAGGGGAACCCUCUUCCUCCACAGAUAUUCAACGGCGACCGAUACUGUGGAGAUUAUGAGAGUUUUUUUGAAUCAAAGGAAAGCAACACAGUCUAUUCAUUCUUAGGCCUGAAAUCACGGUUGCCAUCAAAGGCAGAACCUUAGAGAAGAAAAGUGGAAGAUGAUGGAGAUGUGUUUUGGAUGGAACACCCCUGAAACGCCAUACACACCUGCUUACCUAAUACAUCACUGUGACAAAAGCCACAUGCAUCAUGAGUCACUUUGCUAGCUGGGAAAAGGGUGUUUGGACAGAGUGGGUGUGAUGGGACUGCAUGAUCGCUUUAAACCAAAUCAGGACUGGGGUGGGGUUUUGGGUUUUUUUUUUCCCUUAUUUUUGGGUAUGCCUGCAGGUGCUUCUGUCACUUGGAGGUUCUGUGACCUGUUGUGCUUCCUGUAACACCUGUUACAGGUGUGCUUCCUUACUAGCUGAGAGAUAAGUGGGAAACAUCAUCAGAGACAAUGGCACCACCUGCCCGAGUUGCCCUUGACACACACCACUAUUGUUCCCACCUAUUUCUCUUUGGGCUGUUUCUCCUUGCAGCCUUGAAGUUAGUGUGCCCGACUGAUGGAAUAGAAAGGUAACAGAGAGGAAGGGGUGUGCUGCAGAAUGACAGUGUUGCUGUUCCAAUGCAGUAGCACCUGUGGGAACAGUUGGAAGUUCUAGUCUCCUCUUGGUAAUGGAAAUUCUUCCCUAGCCAAAUCCCCCAAGCUCCUACAGAUGUUUCCAGAAUAUUAUCGUUAGCAGCCUAUAAGCAGAACUGAGUUACAGAGAUGAAAAUAAUUGUUUUGAGAAAUUUAUGCUUCUUUAUCUCUUACAAGGGGAAAGCUUCACCUAAAUGCAUAAGACUGCCUAAAAGGUGUAUUUUAAGAAGUGCACUAAUCAGGUAGUAAAUUUAUGGGGAAAUUAACUGAUAUUAUAAAAGCAUUUUCAGCUCCAGCAACUUAUUUAUGUGUAAAAAGCACAUAUAUUUUUUAAUGCAGCCCCCUUCCUAUAUAGCUGCUUACUCUAUUUUGUGAAGGGAUUAUAUUUUUUGAGAAAGGAAAAUCUUAAGAUAUAUUUUGUGAACCCUUGAUGAGGCAUAUUAAAGAUACUAAUUGCUUGUACAACUUAA